Messenger RNA from Crotalus tigris (Tiger rattlesnake), 8730 nucleotides. Its product is annotated as NACHT and WD repeat domain-containing protein 2-like. The record is from RefSeq and is a predicted model, not a curated record. The transcript is spliced from 27 exons. Gene Ontology annotation, molecular function: protein binding. Lineage: Eukaryota; Metazoa; Chordata; Lepidosauria; Squamata; Viperidae. The coding region runs from base 3089 to 8695 and encodes 1868 amino acids.
AUCUCAGAUGAACCAUUUUGUUUAAAUACUGUGCUGCGUUAAAUGUUAUUUUCAAGUUCUGGCCGCACAUGAGGUAAGUUGUUUUGAUAUGGGGAUCCCAAUGAGUCAUUCAUUUGUUAUAGACUGAGGUACCUGUCUCUCAUCCUCUUGUACAGGUAACAAUCAAAUAGUAUGUGAGCCAGGUCUUCUACCUCUGCCACUCCACAAAUGCAGAGACGCUCAUUGUAAGGUAUAGAAUGGAAUCUCCCAUAUCUGACCAUUGUAUCAAGCUGUUCAAAUCUCACUUGGGUAAUUACCUCCCUAAGGUGUUUUGGCAGUUGUAAUUUCAAAUAGCUGUCUGCUUGAAAAGUACGCUUGUAUUUACUCAUCCAUUUCAAGUUACCCACCUUACUAAGGAUCGCUAUAUCAUUUUGUGCUUCUAUAUCCUUAAUUCUUUGGGCAGCCCUUUUUUUGAAUUGUUCUCCUGUUACCCAAAAGACAGGAAGACUACAGCUUCUUACAAAAUUUGUUACUUUUGUGACCCAGGAGAUUUGUGAUUGUAAUUUUAUUUGCUCUAGUAGACAUAACUUGGGGAGUCUAUCAGUCUCCAUUUCAUUGACUUUGCACCAGUAGUUAUAAGCUCUAAUUUUGGAUAGAGCAUGAAUUGUAUGAAUUCCCAAUUCAGCUCUAACUGCUGCAGCAGAUGUUCUUGGAUCUACACCCAGAAUACAUCUCAAAUGCUGGGACUGUGUUUGUUCUAAGACUGUGGUUGAGUAGAGACCCCAACUUCUGCUUCAUACAAGAGCAUAGUGGUAACCUUAGCUUUAUAUACCUUAAUUAAUGGGGCUAAGGACCCUGGGUAACUAUGGUUCUUUAGUUUAAGUAAUAGAUUCAGGCGGGCUUUUGCUCUAAAUGUACUUCGUUGAUGAUGGCAAACCCAAGAUCCAGUCUUGGAAAAAGUUAUGCCCAGAUAUACAAAGGUGUUAACCUGUUCAAUUGGUUCACCAUCUAAUUGCCACUUAUGUCUCUGAUGGUGUCUUCUAAACACCAUUAUUUUUUAUUUAGUUUUACUAAUGAUUAGGGAGUUAUCCUGACAGUAAGAACUGAAUCUUCUUAAUAGCCUAUGUAAUCCUACUUGUGAAUAUGAUAAUAAAAUCAUAUCAUUGGCAUAAAGCAAGUAUUACAGUAAGUAUUUCGGAUCAUUGGCAUAUGUACCAUGGGAUCCUUCAUUAACCCUGGCAAGUCAUUAAUAUAUAAACUAAAUAAUAAUGGGGCCAGGAUACACCCUUGCCUUAUCCCUUUAUUUGUGUGAAUUCUGUUAGUUAGAGCCCCAUUAACCCCAUACCGCACCCUCAAACAGGUCCUUGUGUAAAGGGCUUUAAUCAAAGCCAGGAGUCUAGGUUCUAUUUUAAGAGAUGUCAAUUUACUCCAUAGUACUUCUCUGUUUACCAUAUCAAAUGCUGCUGUAAGGUCUAUGAAAGCAGCAAACAGGGGUCUCCUCUUAUAGGCAUAUUUGGCAAUUAGAUGGUUCAAGACAAAGCAGUUAUCAAUAGAAAAUCGGCUUUGUCUAAAACCUGCUUGUUCUUCUGUGAGGAUAUUGUUUUCCUCUACCCAGAUUUCAAUUCUGUUCAAAAGGUACCUAGCAUAUAUUUUUGCUAAAAUAUCAAUCAGGCUAAUGGGCCUAUAAUUACUAGGGUCCUUAUUAUUCCCUUUUUAAUAUAUGGGGACAACUAUUGCCAUCUUCCACCCAACUGGUAUAUGGCAGGUGUUAUUUAUGUGUCUAAAAAGACCUGCCAAUACAGGGCCCCACCAAUUGGGAAAUUUCUUGAAUAAUUCUGCUGGUAAGAAAUCCUCACCUAGGGCUUUAUUGCUCUUUAAACUUUUGAUGAUGGAUUGUAUCUCCUUUUCUGAGACUGGUGGCCAAGAAAGGGAAGUUCUAGAGUUUACUAAAUCAUUGCUUAAAGACAAUUUCUCUACCGGUUCAGUGGAAGCAAACAAACACUGAUAAUAAUUCUCCCAGUCCUCGGCAGAGAUUGGUAUGUCAAAUGCAAAUCUCCGCUCCUUCAGGAUACCUGCUACAGAAUGCCAAAAUAUUACUCAGUUAUGACUUCUGGCAGCCAACUCGAGUUCUGACCAGAUUGAAAUGGCAAAGCUUUUUUUCUUUAAUGUUAUAGUUUUUUUAAAUUCUCUUCUUGUGUGCAACAUCUUAGCUUAGCAGUAGGAUUCCUCUGGGCAAGCUUCAUGGCUGCCUUCAGUUUCUUUUUCAGUCACUGGCAUUCAGGAUCAAACCAGCAGGGUCUACCUACUUGGGCUCUUUUUGUACGAGGUUUGGCUGUUAGAUGUUUCUUCAGAAUGUUACAGAGAUUGGAGAAUGCAUUGAAGGCUGACAUCCAGUCAAUAGUAGAUGACUGGAUUAAUCUAGCCCACUUAAUAGCAUUCUCUGUUUUAAGGCAUUCUAGUAUUGCCUUAGUAUCAACUUUGGCCCAUAUUAAACUUUUAUUUUGGGAAAAGGUUUCUAGAGAGCUUAAAACACCUCCCAGAGACCGAAUCUUACCCGAAAGACAAACCAGUUGAGAGAGCCAAGUCUGGGAGUUAACUCCAACAAGGAGUUUUCUGAAGAAAAAUGCCAGCUAUCUGUACCACGUUUCCCUGCUCAUGGAAACAAUGUUUAUGAAGUUCAACCGAAAGCCACUGAUUGUACUCCAGACGACCUCAACACUGAACCAGCCCAGCCUGACGGCAAACCAUUGGAUUCCCCAACACCCCAGGAAGAAAGUUAGACUUACGAGAGUACAAGGCUGGUUUUAAAUGCAGUAAGUCUCCAGAAGACACGGCCAAAGCCGAUGAAACUGAGGGGAAGUGUCUACCAAGCCAGAGUGACAAGCACUCAGAAGCCCUGCAUCCAGACCCUGGACAGCUACAAUGAGCAGCUUCUACUCCUCCUUCAACCAAAGAACCCCAGCAUGACUCUGAAGAGCACCCAGAGGCGCCCAUCAAGAAAGAAGACAGUAGAAGUCAGAUCAAUAUUUGUUCAGAGGAGCCUCUGGUUAGAGACGAAAUCUCUGAACUGACUGAAAAUUCCAAAUACAACACAAAACCACAAAAAUCAAUGCAUAUGUACAGAGAGCUCCCCCAAAGACAAGCACAUGGUGACUUUCUUCAUUUGGAAGAAAAAGACAAAAUCCAGGAAAAGAAAUUGAACAGAAGAAUAAUAUAUUUAUCCAGAAGUACACUUUCAGAGUCUCUGCAGUUCUCAGACAUAAAUGGAUCAGAAGAAAAUGAAGAAAAAAAUGCUGUUCACAAGGGUUACUCUUUUUUAAGUACAUCUCAUCUGAAAACCCUGAUAGAAGAAAUUAAACCCCGCAGCAUUUUCCUAAUGGAAACUGAGGAUGCCACAAAUGAUGUAAGAUGUCAGAAGAGCCCAACAGACACCAAAACAAGCAGGGAUGUAGUGAGAGGACGAAUCCAUUUGCCCUGUUUAACCAGAAAGAAAAAAUUUAUUAUCUAUAUCUGCGGAGGUUAUCAAGAUUCAGAAGUAGAACGAAAUGCAUUAAUGGAAAAAUCCUUCCCAUCGCUAUACAACUACUGUAAAAAGAGAGGUUACGACUUCCAUGUAUUUGAUCUAAGAUGGGGAGUAAAAGAUGGUAUUACUAAUGAUCAUCAUAUGGCUUCUCUACAUACAAGGACAUUAAAGAAAUGCCAGCAACUGGGAUUCCAAACCUUUAUUGUUUUUAUUGGCCAGAAGUCUGAUGAUCUCUCUCUUCCAGAAAUAAUAGGCAAGGAAGUGUUUGAGUUAAUUAAAGCCACAGUGAUACGUAGGAAACUGAAUAUCAAAACAUCAAAAUACAUGCCACCUGCUGAUUUGAAAAAUGAAAUCAAAGUAGAGAGAAAUGAAAAUCAAGGUGAAAUUGUUCAGGAUUUCCAGGAUCCUGAUGCAAUGGAAGAGUUUGAAGCUGAGAUAAGCAGCCAGAAAGAACAUGAAGUGAUUAAUUCAAAUGAAUUGGAUUUGCUUAAUACUUCUCUACUCACCCAAAAGACUGCAGCUGAAUAUGAGAAAGAACUUCAGCUUUUGAAUCAAUGGUACAAGCUGGAUGAAAACUGCAUCCCUGCAGUUUACAAGCUUCAACCUAUUUGCACAGUGUACAGAGAUAUCUUCAGUAAAGAUCCAAGUCGCAGACAGCAAGCUAAAAGCAAGUGGCUGGAGUCUCUCCAGAAACUGCAUAAGAUACUUCAGGAAUAUGCUACAAUUGCUCUUGGUCAAGAAGAUGCAGCCACGUUGCUCAGAACAAUUCUGCAGCAGGAAGUGGAUCAAGGAUUCCAAGUCCAAGGAACACGUGAGGAUCACUGUCACUGCUUCAAAAGAAAUAUAACUGACCUACACGGCAAUCUGUCAGAUCCUCAGGCAUUGAAAUAUAUUGACAUCCACCCACUAAAACUAGAAGUGAACAAAACUAUUAAUGAAGAACAUCAAAACUUUGUGAAAAGCAUUCAUUCUAGGCUUCGUCAUACAAAUAUUUACAAAAAGAAUGUUAGCUGGGGAAAAGGUGGCAUCAAUCCCAACAGGAACAGGUCCCAUGCCUACUAUCUGGAAUGCCUUUGCAAUGACUUUCAGAAAAUUGUUAUUAAUCAUUUCAACAGAAUCAUUAGUUCAGAAGGCGCUCCAGAAAGACUAUAUACUAAAAGAAAGCAAGAGUUUAACAUUCUUAAUGAUGAAGAGAUUCUGGAACACAUUCAGCAUUAUCAGACCUUGAUUAGACAUAUAAAAAGAAGAGAAAUCUUGAUCAAGCUGAAGAAUCAGGUUACAUCUUUAAACAGAAAAGUAACUGUUGUUUGUGGUGUGGCAGGAUCAGGAAAAAGUGGCAUUAUUGCAGAAGUAGCUUCUUUAGCUUCAAACUGGAUUUCUGGGAAUCUCAGAGUUGUGCUUCGAUUUAUUGGUAUAACUGGAGAAAGCAGAAAUGUCCGACGGCUGCUUCUGAGUCUUUGCUACCAAAUAGCUGACAUUUAUCAUGUUUCUGUUACUUUAUCUGAGGAUUUUGAAGGACUGGUAGAAGAAUUUUCCUCUCUGCUGGAAUUUGCUACACAAGACAAGCCACUCCUAAUCUGCCUUGAUGGUAUAAAUGAACUAUCAGAGGAAUGUGGUGCUGACCUUUCUUGGAUACCAUCUGAAUUACCAAAAAAUGUGCAUUUUAUUGUUUCUACUUGCUUGGAAUCAGAUGUUUCAUGCAUAAGAAAACUGCAGAAAAUAACCUUGAAAGAACAUUUUUUUCAAAUACCUCCUUUAACAUUUGAAGAAAUCAAUGAAAUUAUCAUCUUUUGGCUCAAAAAGGAUCAUCGAAGACUCACCCAAUAUCAGUUCAAGCACUUAGUGGAAGCAUGCAUAGCCUGUCCAUUGCCACUUUACCUAUACUGUGCUUAUAAAGAAUCCUGUUUAUGGACAUCUUUCAGCCCAGACACGGAGGUGUGUCUCCCUCAAAGUAUACCUGACAUGUAUUCUUGGAGGUUGAGCAGAAUGGAAAGAUCUCAUGGUGAACAAAUUAUACAAAGGAUUGCAGCUUAUGUGACACUUUCAAGAAAUGGCAUCACUCAGGAAGAAUUGCUCAACCUCAUGUCAAUGGAUUGUGUGGUCAUUCAACAAAUAAAUAAAUUCCAAAAAAGCUCAAUGUCACCGUUUCCACUAGUGUUAUGGUUGAAAUUUUUAGAUGAUCUUGGAGAUGAUUUGAGAGAGCAAAGAACUGAUAACACAUAUGUUUUUACUUGGGCUCAUACUUCUUUAAAGCAUGUGUGCAUUCAGAGAUACCUGAAAUCACAAGAUUCCCAAAUAUCACUACAUGCUAUCUUUGCUGACUAUUACCUAGAUAGAAGCUCACAGGAGUUGAGGAAGUGCAAUGAACCAUCAAUAUUUCAGCCUCUGGCCUGGACUCUGAAAAAAGAAUCCAAGACCAGCUACACCUUCAAUGUCCGUAAAAUCUUUGGGGCUCCAUAUCACCUCAUCAGAUCAAAUAAUAUUGCUGUUCUAAUCAAAGAAUGUCUCUUUAAUUAUGAGUUUCUUUUGUACAAAUCCUGGGCCUCAUCAAUUGUCAGCAUUGAAGAAGAUCUAGGAGCAGCGAUUAAAGCUGACAGGACUAUACCUGACUUAACCUUAUUAAGUGAAACUCUAAAAUUGUCCAAGACGGUUUUAAUAAAAGAUCCAUGUCAGAUGGCUUCACAGCUCAUAGGCCGUCUUCAUCAGAUUGUUGCAGCUGAUAUACCAGUAGCACCAGGUGAUCCAAAAAAAUAUCUUUACCUGCCAAUUCUUUUAUCUCAGUGUCAGAAAUCUUCUAUUCCUGUUCUUAUACCUUCAACAUCUUGCCUUAUAGCUCCUGGUGGACUUCUCUGUGAUCUUUUGAAAGGUCAUUUGGACAAAAUUACAGCAAUAGGAGAAACCCAGAAACCGCUCAUAGUUGCAACAGUUUCCAGAGAUGGUAUUUUGAAAAUGUGGGAUCUGACUCUUGGCAAAGCGGUCUUCACUCUACAUGAAAUUGGGAAAAAUAUUAGUACUAUCACGGUAUGUUUGGACAAUAGACUGGUGGCUGUGUCUGACAAGACCACCAUUAAAAUUUGGGAUCUUUCCCUGCAAAAAGUGGUAUACACUUCUGGUGAGUUUUUGGAUACACCAAUACUGACAUCUUCAAUGAAUGGACAACUUCUGCUGGCUUUUUUUAGCGGGAACCACAAAAUUCAGGUUUUUGAUCUUGUUAAUUCGUGCCAAAUGCUCCAUGAAGUCUAUCUUUUUUCUGAAGAAGCACCUAUGCACAAGACUCAUUCUCUACUAGUAUCAAAGAACUCAGUAAAAGAUUAUGUUCUGUGUGCCUAUAGAAGUGCAAGCGAAGCAAUGGUUUUCAGUGGCAAAAAGGGAGAAAUAGUUGCUAAACUGAAAAGCCAGGAACGAAUGGCUGCAGCUGAAGGGGUGGCUAUUACUAAAGAUUAUUUUCUUGUGAUCUUCAGGUGCCCUUUCAUGCGAAAGCAAGAAACUAUUCUUAUAGAGCUCUACAAUGUCCAUACUUUUGCUUAUGCUCAUAGUCUGAAGGGAUGCUGCAAUGAUUAUAUUCACACUUUUGCUGUAAAUCAUUUGGGAUCUCAUCUUGUUGCAUUCAGUCCUAUUCCAAAUACUGGCACCACUGAGAUUGUAUCAUGGAACUUGGAGUCUGAAGAUCACAAACACUUGGCUAAAUUUCCUUCAGUUCCUGUUGGUGGUAUAUGCUCUGACCUUCGAUUUUGUUUAGCAUUCUGUGAUGGAGAUAAUUACCUUCGAUCCUGGAACUUGGCUUCCAAGAUCAAUGACCAGUCUUUGACUGUCACUGCAAGCAACGCAAAGAAAACAAAUGGUAUUCAGGAUAUCGUGACAAUGAAAAACUAUCCCAGGUAUGCUGUGUGCCGAAACACAAGCCCAGGAGCCAUAGCAGUAUGGAAUAUUGUAAAAUCCAAGUGUAAACAUAAUGCUGUGAGGAUGGAAAGGGGGCUGGCAGAGAACACAGACAUCGUACUGGCUAGAGACAUGAAACUUUAUAUACUUACAGGCAAGGGAAUGGCCUCCUUUGCAGAUCCUCCAAGAUCGAUUUUCCAGACGCUGUUAAUUUAUGAUCUCCUGAAAAAGAAGUACAUAAAGAAGCAGAAUGGGCUUUACAUAAUUCCUUGUCCAAAUAAUGAAUACAAGAUGCUAGAAGGAGGCCUUCUGCUUGGUCUUUCUGAGAACAGAGACCAUUUUGUUAUUUGGAACUUGGAGACAGGACUUAUUAAGGAUCGAUUAAGACCAGAAUACAAAGAAAAUGUUGUCUUGCAAUCUACUCAAGCCACUACCCAUUCCUCAUCCAAAGAAAACAUAAAGAGACCCAAAGGAGUUUUGUAUAAAGAAAAAACAGCAUUAUGGCAUCCCUGGGAAAAGCGAAAUGAAACCAAUACUGGAAAGAAAAGGAAAAAAGAAAGGGAAUUACAACUGGAGGUGGAGACAUUACAGAAACUAGCUAAAGAGAAGAAUAAUACUAUUGAUCAGUUCCUCCUGAGUGGAGAUGAGAAGAUAGCUGUGUGUUCCUACUAUGCACAUCAUCUAUCUGUGUUCAGCUUGGAAACUAUGUCCUAUCUCCACACACUUGAGAGCAAAGAAUCAAUGCUUUUUUUAUAUAAUGCUACCUUAACAUAUACUGGGCAUUAUCUAGUGCUUUCCAAUUACAGCGAAGAGGAAAAAAUCAGCUAUGUAACACUAUGGAACUUAAUCACAGGAAAGGUUAGAAAAAGAUUAAAAAAUGAGCCUAAUGUCUGUUGUACAGCCAUUACUGCAGAUGGCAGUAGAAUAAUUUUUGGAGUGAUGGUGGAUAACCUGAUUAAAAUUUGGGAUCCAUUUAAGCAUAAACACAAAUUAAUGCAAGGUUAUGAAGGCCUUGAUCUGACUGUGAAUAGCAAAUUGCACAUAUUAGAUGGAACAAAAGCAAUUCUACUUGCAGGUGAGGUCAGUUUCUGGGAUUUGGAGAAUGGCACAGUUAUAUCCAUCUUUACAUUUGAUAGCAAAAUCUCUUGCAUGACUGUUGCCUGUGACAAAAAGACAGUUCUUUUAGGCUUGAGCAACUGCUCUACUCUUACCACUUUGAAAAUGAUGAGCAUAAACACUGCUGAAAAUUCAAUAGGAAAAGAUUUGUUUGGAGAAGACUCAUCAAGCAGUGAAGAAGAACUUGAAAAUAUUUAAAAGAGAAUUUGAACAAAAUAAAAUCAUGAGCAUAA